UUGCGGGUGAUUUUACUGUCAAUGUAACAAUUGGCUCUGAUAACAAAGUCUCUCCUUCUCAGUCCAGGAGGGGGUCAGGUGUCACAGAUUCAUCCAUGGAGAAACCUGGGGUUCCUGAUGAUGUUCAGAAAAAAUUGUCCAACAAAGUGAAAUCCAUUCUGGAGAGGAUAUAUCAGUGCAUGUAUGAGGGUUUGCCCGAACAAGGAAACAACAUCUUUCUGGAUAAGAUUUACACAGAGCUCUACAUCACAGCGGGUGGGCAAGGAUGGGUCAAUAAUGAACAUGAAGUGAGACAGGUUGAGAUGGCAUCCAAGAAAGCAGCCACACAAGAGACUCCAAUCAAAUGCAAUGACAUCUUCAAAACCAUGUCUGGACAAGAGAAACAAAUCAGAACUGUGCUGACAAAGGGGAUUGCUGGCAUUGGAAAAACAGUCUCUGUGCAGAAGUUCAUUCUUGACUGGGCAGAAGGAAAAGCUAACCAGGAUGUUGACUUCAUAUUUCCUCUAUGUUUUAGAGACUUGAAUGUGAUGGAAGGUGAACAAUGCAGUUUGUUACAAAUGAUUUACUCCUUCUUUCCUGAAAUCCAGAAACAGUUUGGAUCCAUUAAGAUUGAGCAUUGCAAAGUUGUCUUCAUCUUUGAUGGUCUGGAUGAGUGUCGACUUCCAUUAGAUUUCCAGAACAAUAAGAGAUGGUAUAAUGUAACAGAGCCAACAUCAGUGGAUGUGCUGCUGACAAACCUCAUUAAGGGGAAUCUGCUUCCCUCUGCUCUCCUCUGGAUCACCACCCGACCAGCAGCAGCCAAUCAGAUCCCUGCUCAGUGUGUCCACCAGGUGACAGAGGUUCGAGGUUUUAAUGAUCCACAGAAGGAGGAAUACUUCAUGAAGAGAUUCAGUGAUCAGAACUUGGCCAGCAGAAUUAUCACACACAUAAAGUCAUCAAGGAGUCUCUACAUCAUGUGUCACAUACCAGUCUUCUGUUGGAUUGCAGCCACUAUUCUUGAGAAAAUGAUGGGUGAGUCAGACAGCAGAGAAAUCCCUAAGACUCUGACUCAGAUGUACACAAACUUCCUUCUCCUUCAGGGGAGUUUGAAAGACCAGAAAUAUGUUGGAACAACUGAAGCAAAUUUGGUUCUGAAUAGAGAGUCCAUUCUGAAACUAGGGAAGCUGGCUUUUCAACAACUGGAAAAGGGAAAUCUAAUUUUCUACAAGAAAGACCUGACAGAGAGUGGCAUUGAUGUCAGUGAAGUGUCAAUUAACUCUGCGGUGUGCACUGAACUUCUUAGGCAAGAGUGUGGCAUCCAAAAGCAGAAAGUGUACUCCUUUGUGCAUCUGAGUGUUCAAGAGUAUCUUGCUGCUCUGUACGUGUUUCUUGAAUACAAAAACAGCAACAUACACCGCCUUGAUAAAACCUUGCGUGGUCAAUUUUUAAAAUUCAUCUCACGCUCAAGAUUAUCUGUGUUGCUCAAGACAGCAGUGGAUCAGGCUUUACAGAAUGAGAAUGGACACCUGGACCUUUUCCUGCGCUUCCUUCUUGGACUCUCACUGGACUCCAAUCAGAAUCUCUUACAAGGCCUACUGACACAGACAGGAAGCAGCUCACAGAGCAUUGAGGAAACAGUCCAGUAUAUUAAACACAAGAUCAGGGAGAAUCUCUCUCCAGAGAGGACCAUCAAUCUGUUCCACUGUCUGAAUGAAAUGAAUGACCAUUCUCUGGUGGAGGAAAUCCAAAGUUACCUGAGCUCAGGAAGUCUUUCAAGAGAAGACCUCUCACCUGCACAGUGGUCAGCUCUGGUCUUUGUGUUACUGACAUCAGAAGAUGAGCUGGAUGUGUUUGACUUGAAGAAAUACAUCAGAUCAGAAGAAGGUCUUCUGAGGCUGCUGCCAGUGGUCAAGGCCUCUAGAACAGCUCUGCUGAAAAGCUGUAACCUCAGCAAGGAAUGCUGUGAAGCCCUGGCCUCAGCUAUCAGCUCAAACUCCUCCAGUCUGAGAGAGCUGGACCUGAGUGACAAUGAGCUGCAGGAUUCGGGAGUGAUUCUGCUCUCUGCUGGACUGGGGAAUCCACACUGUAAACUGGAGACACUGAGUCUGAACAGCUGUAACCUCAGCAAGGAAUGCUGUAAAGUGCUGGCCUCAGCUGUCAGCUCAAACUCCUCCAGUCUGAGAGAGCUGGACCUGAGUGACAAUGAGCUGCAGGAUUCAGGAGUGGAGCUGCUGUCUGUUGGACUGGGAAAUCCACACUGUAAACUGGAGACACUGAGGUCACUGAACAGCUGUAACCUCAGUAAGGAAUGCUGUGAAUUGUUGGCAUCAGCUAUCAGCUCCUCCAGUCUGAGAGAGUUGGACCUGUGUAUUGACAAAGACAUGAUAAUUUCUUGGAUUAAUGUUAUACCACAGUGCUUUUCUUCUCUCUGCAGACUGUCACUGUGUGGAGCUAUAGAGGGGGGCUGUGUUUCUCUGGCUUUAGCUCUGCAUUCAAACCCCUCUCACCUGAGAGAGCUGGAUCUGAGCUACAAUCACCCAGGAGACUCAGGAGUGAGAGCGCUCUCUGCUGGACUGAAGGAUCCAAAUUGUGAACUGCAGAAACUGAGGCUGAACAGCUGUAACCUCAGUGAGAAAUGCUGUGAAGCGCUGGCCUCAGCUAUCAGCUCAAACUCCUCCAGUCUGAGAGAGCUGGACCUGAGUGACAAUGACCUGCAGGAUUCAGGAGUGGAGCUGCUCUCUGCUGAAGGACUGAAGAAUCCACACUGUAAACUAGAGACACUGAGGCUGUCACUGUGUAGAGUCACAGAGAGAGGCUGUGUUUCUCUGGCUUCAGCUCUGCAUUCAAACCCCUCACACCUGAGAGAGCUGGAUGUGAGCUACAAUCACCCAGGAGACUCAGGAUUGAGAGCGCUCUCUGCUGGACUGGAGGACCCCAACUGUAAACUGGAGGCACUCAGGCUGAACAGGUGUAACCUCAGUAAGGAAUGCUGUGAAGCGUUGGCCUCAGCUAUCAGCUCAAACUCCUCCCAUUUGAAAGAGCUGGACCUGAGUGACAAUGACCUGCAGGAUUCAGGAGUGGAGCUGCUCUCUGCUGGACUGGGGAAUCCACACUGUAAACUGGAGACACUCAGGCUGAACAGGUGUAACCUCAGUAAGGAAUGCUGUGAAGGGCUGGCCUCAGCUAUCAGCUCAAACUCCUCCAGUCUGAGAGAGCUGGACCUGAGUGACAAUGAGCUGCAGGAUUCAGGAGUGGAGCUGCUCUCUGCUGGACUGGGGAAUCCACACUGUAAACUGGAGACACUGAGGCUAUCAGGCUGUCAGGUCACAUGGAGAAGCUGUGUUUCUCUGGCUUCAGCUCUGCGUUCAAACCCUUCACACCUGAGAGAGUUGGAUCUGAGCUACAAUCACCCAGGAGACUCAGGGGUGAGAGUGCUCUCUGCUGGACUGGAGGAUCCCAACUGUAAACUAGAGAAACUGAGACUGAACAGCUGUAACCUAAGUGAGAAAUGCUGUGAAGCGCUGGCCUCAGCUAUCAGCUCAAACUCCUCCAGUCUGAGAGAGCUGGACCUGAGGGACAAUGAUCUGCAGGAUUCAGGAGUGGAGCUGCUCUCUACUGGACUGGGGAAUCCACACUGUAAACUGGAGACACUGAGGCUGUCACAGUGUAGAGUCACAGAGAGAGGCUGUGUUUCUCUGGCUUCAGCUCUGCAUUCAAACCCCUCCCACCUGAGAGAGCUGGAUCUGACCUACAAUCACCCAGGAGACUCAGGAGUGAGAGCACUCUCUGCUAGACUAAAGAAACCCAACCAUAAAUUGGAAAAAUUGAGGCUGAGCAGCUGUAACCUCACUAAGAAAUGCUGUGAAGCGCUGGCCUCAGCUAUCAGCUCAAACUCCUCCAGUCUGAGAGAGCUGGACCUGAGUGACAAUGAGCUGCAGGAUUCAGGAGUGAAGCUGCUCUCUGCUGGACUGGGGAAUCCACACUGUAACCUGGAGAUACUGAGGCUGUCACUGUGUGGAGUCACAGAGAGAGGCUGUGUUUCUCUGGCUUCUGCUCUGCGUUCAAACCCCUCCCACCUGAGAGAGCUGGAUCUGACCUACAAUCACCCAGGAGACUUAGGAGUGAGAGCGCUCUCUGCUGGACUGGAGGAUCCCAACUGUAAACUGCAGAAACUGAGGCUGAACAGCUGUAUCCUCAGUAAGAAAUGCUGUGAAGCCCUGGGCUCGGCUGUCAGCUCAAGCUCCAGUUUGAGAGAGCUGGACCUGAGAGACAAUUAUCUGCAGGAUUCAGGAGUGGAGCUGCUCUCUGCUGGACUGGGGAAUCCACACUGUAAACUGGAGAUACUGAGGCUGAACAGCUGUAACCUCAGUAAGGAAUGCUGUGAAGCGUUGGCCUCAGCUAUCAGCUCAAACUCCUCCAGUCUGAGAGAGCUGGACCUGAGUGACAAUGACCUGCAGGAUUCAGGAGUGGAGCUGCUCUCUGCUGGACUGGGGAAUCCACACUGUAAACUGGAGACACUGAGGCUGUUAGGCUGUCAGAUCACAGAGAGAGGCUGUGUUUUUCUGGCCUCAGCUCUGCAUUCAAACCCCCAACACCUGAGAGAGCUGGAUCUGAGCUACAAUCACCCAGGAGAGUCAGGAGUCAGAGUGCUCUCUGAUGGACUGAAGGAUCCCAACUGUAAAUUGGAGAAACUGAGCGUGGACCAUGGUGGCGAGUGCAGGAUAAAAACAUGGCCAUGGAAAUACGCCUGUCAGCUCACACUGGAUCCCAACACAGCACACAGAAACCUGUCUCUGUCUGAGGGGGACAGGAAGGUGACGUGGGGAAUCAAGGAACAGCCAUAUCCUGAUCAUCCAGAGAGAUUUGACUGUCGUUCCCAAGUUUUGUGUAGAGAGGGUCUGACUGGACGCUGCUACUGGGAGGCUGAGUGGAGCGGAAUUUGGGCUCGUAUAGGAGUGGCACGUAAAGGAAUCAGCAGGAAAGGAGCGCGUGACGACAGUUUCCUUGGGUAUAACGACGAGUCCUGGUGUUGGUGCUGCAGCACUUACACUGCCUGGCACAGUAAAGAGGAAACUCCAACACAAAUCCCUGCGUCCCACUCAAACAGAGUGGGAAUGUAUCUGGACUGGCCGGCCGGCAUUCUGUCCUUCUACAGCGUCUCCUCUGACACACUGACCCUCCUGCACACAUUCCACACAAAAUUCACUGAGCCCCUCUAUCCUGGGUUUUGGGUUAACUCCUCACUGAGCCUGUGCCAGCUGGAAUAG
Megalops cyprinoides (Indo-Pacific tarpon) is the source of this 5246-nucleotide messenger RNA. RefSeq names its product NACHT, LRR and PYD domains-containing protein 12-like. The transcript has 21 exons. NCBI's taxonomy places the organism in Eukaryota, Metazoa, Chordata, Actinopteri, Elopiformes, Megalopidae. The record is from RefSeq and is a predicted model, not a curated record. Bases 96 to 5246 code for a protein of 1716 amino acids. Gene Ontology annotation, molecular function: protein binding.